UCGGUUACCUUCUCUUUCUCUCCAAACUCUCUGAUAAGACUCAUCUCUCUCUCCUUAUUUCUCUCUCUUUCUCCAUGAAAACAGCGCUUCUAUAUAUACCUUCCCCAUAACUUCUCUCGAAUCACAGAACCAAAAAGAAGCGAAGAGCAAAACCCUAACUUUUUUUAUUCACUUUCCGUCCCUCCUUAUCGGCUGUUUUGGCCGGAUUUCGCCUCUGUUUCAUUUUCCGGCGAUUUUUCAAACAAAAUCAGCCAUGGGAGCUGCCAUAUUAUCGGAAACGUUAGCUGAGAUUCUUAUUCCGGUGGCUGCAGUUAUCGGAAUAGUGUUCUCUUUGGUUCAGUGGCUUAUUGUUGCUCGCGUUAAGCUCUCCCCUCAGGCGCCUGCUCCUUCGAGUAAGAGCAAGAAUGGAUAUACUGAUUACUUGAUUGAAGAGGAAGAGGGCUUGAACGAUCACAAUGUAGUGGUGAAGUGUGCUGAAAUUCAAAGCGCCAUAUCUGAAGGAGCAACUUCAUUUCUUUUCACCGAAUAUCAGUAUGUGGGCGUCUUCAUGGUGGCCUUUGCAAUCCUGAUCUUCCUCUUUCUUGGCUCCGUUGAGGGCUUCAGCACCAAGAGCCAGGCUUGCACCUACAGCAAAGACAAGACCUGCAAGCCUGCUCUUGCAAAUGCCAUUUUUAGCACCCUCUCCUUCUUGCUUGGUGCGAUCACUUCGGUAGUUUCUGGUUAUCUUGGUAUGAAAAUUGCAACCUUUGCAAAUGCAAGAACAACACUUGAGGCUAGAAAGGGUGUUGGAAAGGCUUUCAUCACUGCUUUUAGGUCAGGAGCUGUGAUGGGUUUUCUUCUUGCCGCUAAUGGUCUCUUGGUAUUAUAUGUGGCCAUCAAUUUGUUCAAGCUCUACUAUGGUGAUGACUGGGAAGGCUUAUUUGAGGCCAUUACCGGUUAUGGUUUGGGUGGUUCUUCUAUGGCUCUCUUUGGAAGAGUUGGUGGUGGAAUUUACACCAAAGCUGCUGAUGUUGGUGCUGAUCUUGUUGGGAAGGUUGAAAGGAAUAUUCCAGAGGAUGACCCCAGAAAUCCAGCUGUUAUUGCUGAUAAUGUUGGCGACAAUGUCGGCGAUAUUGCUGGAAUGGGAUCUGAUCUUUUUGGUUCAUAUGCUGAGUCCUCAUGUGCUGCUCUCGUUGUGGCAUCUAUUUCUUCUUUUGGAAUCAACCAUGACUUGACUGGAAUGCUAUAUCCCUUGCUCAUUAGCUCUGUGGGUAUCGUUGUUUGCUUGAUAACCACUCUUUUUGCCACUGAUUUCUUUGAGAUCAAGGCUGUGAAUGAGAUUGAGCCUGCACUUAAGAAGCAACUUGUCAUUUCCACUGCACUCAUGACUGUUGGAAUUGCCGUUGUGAGCUGGAUUGCUCUUCCUCCUUCCUUCACAAUCUUCAAUUUUGGUGUUCAGAAGGCUGUGAAGAACUGGGAACUUUUUUUCUGUGUUGCUAUUGGCUUAUGGGCUGGACUUGUUAUUGGCUUUGUUACAGAAUAUUACACUAGCAAUGCUUACAGCCCUGUGCAAGAUGUUGCAGAUUCAUGCAGGACAGGAGCUGCCACUAACGUAAUUUUUGGGCUUGCUUUGGGUUACAAGUCGGUGAUCAUUCCAAUUUUUGCCAUAGCAGUCAGCAUUUAUGUGAGUUUCAGCCUUGCUGCCAUGUAUGGCAUUGCUGUGGCUGCCCUUGGUAUGCUUAGCACCAUUGCCACAGGGCUUGCCAUAGAUGCAUAUGGUCCUAUCAGUGACAAUGCUGGAGGGAUUGCUGAGAUGGCUGGAAUGAGCCACAGGAUUCGUGAGAGGACUGAUGCCCUAGAUGCAGCAGGAAACACCACUGCUGCCAUUGGCAAGGGUUUUGCUAUUGGAUCUGCUGCUCUGGUUUCAUUGGCUCUGUUCGGUGCCUUCGUAAGUCGAGCUGCGAUCUCAACCGUUAAUGUCCUGAGCCCCAAAGUUUUCAUUGGGUUGAUUGUUGGUGCCAUGCUGCCUUACUGGUUCUCCGCCAUGACAAUGAAGAGUGUAGGCAGUGCUGCCCUAAAAAUGGUGGAAGAGGUUCGAAGGCAAUUCAACACCAUCCCUGGCCUUAUGGAAGGGCUUGCCAAGCCUGACUAUGCGACAUGUGUCAAGAUCUCUACUGAUGCUUCAAUCAAGGAGAUGAUUCCUCCUGGUGCCCUUGUCAUGCUAACCCCUCUUAUUGUGGGUACUCUCUUUGGUGUGGAAACCCUUUCAGGUGUUCUUGCCGGCUCCCUUGUUUCUGGUGUACAGAUUGCUAUAUCGGCAUCUAACACUGGUGGUGCAUGGGACAAUGCAAAGAAAUACAUCGAGGCCGGCGUAUCUGAACAUGCUAGGAGCCUUGGGCCCAAGGGAUCAGACCCACACAAGGCUGCAGUCAUUGGAGACACCAUUGGUGACCCAUUGAAAGACACCUCUGGUCCUUCUCUCAACAUCCUCAUCAAGCUUAUGGCCGUUGAGUCCCUUGUCUUCGCCCCCUUCUUUGCCAAGCAUGGAGGAAUCAUCUUCAAGUUCAUCUAAAGCAUGGAGGAAUCAUCUUCAAGUUCAUCUAAAACGAAAAAGAAGAUGGAGAGAGUAAAAUUGUGGCCUUUCUUUACUUUGGCAUUUUCUUUUUCGAACCUGUGCUGUCUUUUUACAUUCCAAGUCUUUUCUUUUUUCUUUUUUCUCGAGCUUUAGUAUUUUAUGAUAUUUACAGUCCAUGAUGAAAUGGGCCCUCAAAAAUUUUCCCUCCCCUUUGGUAGGUUUUGGUAGAAAUGAGGUCUAGGUCUCCUUCAGAUUUUUCAUGUUGCCCCUUUUUUAUGGUUCUCUCUUGGCUAUUGUACAACAUUUUAAAAAUUUUGAUGAAAUGGAGGAAGGAGACUGUUGUUUGUUC
Messenger RNA from Amborella trichopoda, 2903 nucleotides. Its product is annotated as pyrophosphate-energized vacuolar membrane proton pump. Gene Ontology annotation, cellular component: membrane. Gene Ontology annotation, biological process: proton transmembrane transport. Gene Ontology annotation, molecular function: inorganic diphosphate phosphatase activity; diphosphate hydrolysis-driven proton transmembrane transporter activity. NCBI's taxonomy places the organism in Eukaryota, Viridiplantae, Streptophyta, Magnoliopsida, Amborellales, Amborellaceae. The record is from RefSeq and is a predicted model, not a curated record.